Molecule: messenger RNA, 3367 nt
Organism: Drosophila elegans
Lineage: Eukaryota; Metazoa; Arthropoda; Insecta; Diptera; Drosophilidae
Gene: Abd-B
Product: homeobox protein abdominal-B
Exons: 5
Coding region: 99-1622 (507 amino acids)
Biological process (GO): regulation of transcription by RNA polymerase II
Cellular component (GO): nucleus
Molecular function (GO): RNA polymerase II cis-regulatory region sequence-specific DNA binding; DNA-binding transcription factor activity, RNA polymerase II-specific
Source: RefSeq, a predicted model, not a curated record
GGGCGUGGUGGGGGCAUCACACACACACCCACUCCCACGUACCCACCGCCCACCCGCAUCCGCAUCCGCAUCCCCAGGCGCAUCCCUCGCUACCCGCCAUGCAGCAACACCACCUGCAACAGCAGCAGCAGCAGCAACAGCAGCAGCAGCAGCAGCAGGAGCAACAGCAUCUGCAGGAGCAGCAGCAUCUGCAGCAACUGCACCACCAUGCGCACCAUCACCUGCCUCAGCCUCUGCACACCACCAGCCAUCACCACAGCGCGCAUCCCCACCUGCAGCAGCAGCAGCAACAACAGCAACAGCAGCAGCAGCAGCAGCAACAUGCAGUCGUCGCCUCCUCGCCAUCCUCGGUACUCCAGCAACAGCAACAGCAAUCGACUCCCACCACACAUUCCACGCCCACGCAUGCGGUCAUGUACGAGGAUCCUCCGCCUGUGCCAAUUGUCGCCGUGCAGCAGCAACAUCUCCCCGCUCCGCAGCAGCAACAACAGCAGCAGCAGCAACACCAACAGCAGCAGCAGCAGCAACAGCUGGCGACAACACCGGUGGCCGGCGCCCUUAGUCCCGCCCAAACACCCACUGGACCCUCCGCCCAACAACAACAACAGCAGCAACAUCUCACUUCGCCCCACCACCAGCAACUGCCGCAGCAACAACAGACCCCAAAUAGUGUUGUCAGUGGCGCCUCCGCGAAUCUCCAGCAGCAGCAACAGCAGCAGCAGAAUGCUGCAGUCGCGCCUGGCCAGACACAAAUCGUUGCGCCGACAGCGGCGAGUGUUUCUCCCUCCAGUGUUAGUUCUCAGAAGGAAGACGUUAAUAUGUCCAUCCAAUUAGCGCCACUGCACAUACCCGCCAUCCGGCCGGGUCCGGGAUUCGAUACGGACGCCUCGGCGGCGGUCAAGCGGCACACGGCCCCCUGGCCCUACAACGAUGAGUUCAACCAGUACCACGCCUCUGCGUCACAGUACUACGAUCGCAAGCACAUGUUCUCCUACUACCCAGACACCCAGUUUCAGCAGUACUGGCCGCCCAACUACCGCACCGACCAGACGACCUCCGCGGCGGCGGUGGCCUACAUGAACGAUGCGGAGCGCCACGUGAGCGCCGCCGCCCGCCAGUCCGUCGAGGGCACCUCGACGUCCAGCUACGAGCCGCCCACCUACUCCUCGCCGGGCGGACUGCGCGGCUAUCCCAGCGAGAACUACUCCAGCUCAGGAGCUUCCGGUGGAUUGUCGGUGGGUGCAGUGGGUCCUUGCACGCCCAACCCAGGACUGCACGAGUGGACCGGCCAGGUGUCCGUCCGGAAAAAGCGGAAGCCGUACUCCAAGUUCCAGACCCUGGAGCUGGAGAAGGAGUUCCUCUUCAAUGCGUAUGUGUCCAAGCAGAAGCGCUGGGAGUUGGCCAGGAAUUUGCAGUUGACCGAGCGACAGGUCAAAAUAUGGUUCCAGAAUCGGCGCAUGAAGAACAAGAAGAACUCGCAGCGCCAGGCCAAUCAGCAGAACAACAACAACAACUCGAGCAGCAACCACAACCACUCGCAGGCGACCCAGCAGCACCACAGCAGCCACCACCUGAGCCUCGGCCUGAACAUGGGUCAUCAUGCCACCAAGAUGCACCAGUGACCCUUGGACAACAGCAGCGCGGGCGCCAUGGGCUUUGCCACCUACUAGCAGUUAGCCAACCCGAGUUCGGGGAACCCCAACUCGAAUCCCACCCCAAUGUCCGAUCCGAACCACCAUCAUCUGAUCAAGAACGAGCUGGCCAUGGACUUUCCGUGUUAGCCCCAGCGACUGGAUACAGAGACUCCAGCCAGGCCGAGGCCAGUCGGUUAAAUGUACAAAGACCAGAGAUCUCUAGGAUGCAGGAUGGGAGUAUGCAGCCAGGAGGAGGAGGAGGAGCAGGACGAGGACGAGGAGGAUGAUGAGUUUCUGCCCAGGAGUGCGCAGGCGUCGCUGGUGUGUGACCGACCGACGUUGAUGGAAAUGCAGUUAAUUAUUAAGUCAGUUCUACGGAUCGCAGAGAUCCACACGCAACACGAUAAUGCAGCUUAGUUCGGUAGUUGAAUAUAGAUACGAGUAAGAUGAAGCAGCAGCAGUAGCAGAUGCACUUGAAAUUCGCAACUGUACGAAAAAAUAUAUGUAUGUACGAUUUCUCUCAACGCUCUCAUUAACCUAGGCGAGCACUAUGAAUUUUCCGAACUAUAAAUUAUGAAUAUGAAUAUACUUAAACGUCAGUGAAUAUAACCCCGCAUAAAUUAUGAAUACACGCGUUCGAGUAGUAGAUUUUACCAUAACUAUCCAUGUAAGAGUGGCCAGAAGGCGGCCGAGUUAGGCAGAGAGAGAGCACUUUGUAGACCCAGCUAAAUGUUCUUUAAACAAAACAAAUUGUUUAACAAUUUUCGGACCCCUCACAGCCCCCGCAAACACCUACACACACUCACACACACACACACACUCACACUCCGCAGUCUAGGAUAAAUUUUGUCGUGUAAUGUUCGUCGUGUCGUGUCCUUUGAUACCUUCUAAGUUCCUGUAUAUAAACUAAGACAUCGCGCUGAUUUACGGCCGAAGCAAGCACUCGAUAACUAAAUUAAAACAUAUAUAUAUAUAUAUUGCGUACCCGCAGAGAUAUUCAAUAUGUGUACGAUAGGAACUCGAACUCGAUUUUAGCAAAUGGUUACUCGUAAGUCGCAAAUUUUCGAUGAGUGUGUGCAUGUUUACUCCACAGUUGAAGUCGCUUUCGAAUUAAAUUAACUCUUAAACCAAGAAAAUACAAAACAAAACAACUCGUAAAGCUAAAGCAAGAAAAACUAAAGAGAAGUACACCUUACUGAAGUAAGCGAGUGUGAAAACGACGGAGGGGAGAUGUCGAGGCGGAGUAAUUAGCAUACCGUAACAGCUACUUAUAUAACUUACACAUAGUACAUAUAGUAAUCGUACAUAUGCAUACAUAUAUUUUCAUGUGUAUCGACGCCGCUUGAUCCUGAUAUUAAGUCUAAGUUUAGUUGUGUUGUGUAAUUAUCGAUUUUGUUAAUGUUUUGCCCCGAGCAUUAUAUUAUUAUGCUAAACCUAUACCUACACCUAAACCUAUACCUAUGCCUAUCAUUAUAUGUGUAUAAUUAGCCUAUACAUACUUGAUGAAGAAAUGAUUUCACCCACUGCUUUAUUCAUGUUCUUGUAUUAUUAUUAUUUCGAGCCCUCGAUAAGUUGUAGUCUAAAGUCGGUUAUGUUUAUGAUUAUGUUCGAUUAUAGUUUGUUUAGUGAAUUUUAAUCUAGCGUUAGCAAUUCUCUUUUUUAAAAAGUUAAUUAUUGUGAAUAAAAUACAGCAAGUUGCAGCAGUGCAAAAAUAUACACACAAUUCAAAAGUA